This is a messenger RNA of Ornithorhynchus anatinus (platypus), 5183 nucleotides long. It is a transcript of the gene CDC16, whose product is annotated as cell division cycle 16. The transcript has 18 exons. Gene Ontology annotation, molecular function: protein binding. Gene Ontology annotation, biological process: cell division. The record is from RefSeq and is a predicted model, not a curated record. Lineage: Eukaryota; Metazoa; Chordata; Mammalia; Monotremata; Ornithorhynchidae. The coding region runs from base 47 to 1915 and encodes 622 amino acids.
CCUGCGCGGUGCCGCCCGCCCUUCCCCCCGCGGGCGCCGCGAGACGAUGAACGUGGAGCGGCUGAGGAGGCGCGUCCGCCUCUACAUCGACCAGCAACAGUAUCAGAGUGCUCUGUUUUGGGCCGACAAAGUAGCCUCGCUCUCUCAUGAGGAGCCCCAGGACAUUUAUUGGCUGGCCCAGUGUCUCUACCUGACAGCUCAGUAUCACCGGGCAGCCCACGCUCUUCGUUCGCGCAAACUAGACAAGUUAUAUGAAGCCUGUCGAUAUCUCGCAGCUAGGUGUCAUUAUGCAGCCAAAGAACACCAGCAAGCUCUUGAUAUCCUUGACAUGGAAGAACCAAUCAACAAAAGAUUAUUUGAAAAAUACUUGAAGGAUGAAAGUGGCUUAAAAGACUCCUCUGACUGGGAAACGUCCCAGUCCUCGAUCAAGAGUUCUAUUUGUCUUUUACGAGGGAAAAUCUACGACGCCCUUGAUAAUCGAACCCUCGCAACACAUAGCUACAAAGAAGCCUUGAAGCUCGACGUGUACUGCUUUGAAGCGUUUGACCUUCUAACGUCGCACCAUAUGCUGACAGCCCAAGAAGAAAAAGAACUUCUUGAAUCUCUACCUCUUGGCAAGCAAUGUACAGAAGAGCAAGAAUUGCUGCGGUUUCUUUUUGAGAAUAAAUUAAAAAAGUAUAAUAAGCCCAGUGAAACGCUCAUUCCUGAGUCCGUGGAUGGCCUUCAGGACAAUCUGGAUGUGGUGGUGUCUUUAGCAGAAAGACAUUAUUAUAACUGUGAUUUUAAAAUGUGCUACAGGCUGACCUCCGUAGUGAUGGAAAAAGAUCCUUUCCAUGCCAAUUGCUUACCUGUGCACAUAGGGACACUCGUGGAAUUGAACAAAGCAAAUGAGCUUUUCUAUCUCUCUCAUAAACUAGUGGACUUGUACCCUAGUAAUCCCGUAUCGUGGUUUGCAGUUGGGUGUUAUUACCUCAUGGUCGGCCACAAAAAUGAACACGCCAGAAGGUAUCUCAGCAAAGCCACCACCCUGGAGAGGACGUACGGACCGGCCUGGAUCGCCUACGGACAUUCCUUUGCCGUCGAGAGCGAGCACGACCAGGCCAUGGCGGCUUACUUCACGGCCGCUCAGCUGAUGAAAGGGUGCCACUUGCCGAUGCUGUAUAUCGGAUUGGAAUACGGCCUGACCAACAACUCGAAGUUGGCCGAGAGAUUUUUCAGCCAGGCCCUGAGCAUAGCGCCCGAGGAUCCUUUUGUUAUGCAUGAGGUUGGAGUGGUUGCGUUUCAGAACGGAGACUGGAAAACAUCAGAAAAGUGGUUUCUCGAUGCUUUAGAGAAAAUCAAAGCCAUCGGAAAUGAGGUGACGGUUGACAAGUGGGAACCUUUGUUGAACAACUUGGGCCACGUGUGCCGCAAGCUGAAAAAGUACGAAGAGGCCCUGGAGUACCAUCGCCAAGCCUUAGUGCUGAUUCCCCAGAACGCGUCGACCUACUCCACCAUAGGAUACAUACACAGCCUGAUGGGCAACUUCGAAAGCGCCAUCGACUAUUUCCACACGGCCCUGGGACUGAGGAGAGAUGAUACGUUUUCGGUCACCAUGCUCGGGCACUGCAUAGAAAUGUACAUCGGCGAUUCAGAAGCGUAUAUCGGAACCGAGAUCAAAGACAAGUUGAGGUGUUACGAUUUUGACGUGCACACGAUGAAGACCUUAAAAAACAUCAUUUCCCCUCCGUGGGAUUUCCGGGAGUUUGACGUAGAAAGACAGACUGUAGAAGAAAGUGGGAUCAUGGCGCUGGAGACGUCUCAUCCUACGAGGAAAGCCGCAGAUCCCAGGCCCCCUUUGGAAGAAACCUUUGAGAUAGAAAUGAACGAAAGCGAUAUGAUGUUAGAGACGUCCAUGUCGGACCACAGUACGUGAGGAUAGACGCUGGCCCGCCCCCCCGGUUGAUGUGAAGCGUCAUUUGAUUUCGCCGUCUGCCCCCCCAUCCUUGUCGUGUUUUGAAGAAUCUCCUAUUUUUUUAUACGAACCCGAGCGACAUCUCCACGUCGAGCGGCAGAGAAUCAUCGCCCACCUUAGGACCGGAGAGCGUACCCUCGCCACGGACUGUUCUCCGCUGUGGCCGGGCCUAAGGAGUAGGUCUGCGUAGCGGAAGAGAGAAGGUAAACCGCCUACUAGGUCUUUUAAACUGCGGAGCUAGACCCGUCGAUUGCCGGGAGGACCGCGGCGAAGGCUUCCGGGAAUCCACGGGAAGCCGUCGACGAGACGCUCCGCGUCCCCCCGCGGGGCACGUUGCGGACGGGCCGCUCUCGGGGGACGUCCUCCCGAACACGCCGCGGGGUCGGGAGCCGCGGUCGAGGGGAGCGUGGGCUGGGGCGGGCAACGACGCGAGCUGACCCGGCGCCAGUUUCCGGCCCGCGGAUUCCGUCGGGAACGGGACACACCCCCCACCCCCCACCCCACCACCACGUCGCAGGAGGACCGAAGGUGCUUCUGGAAUUCAGUUUACAGCGGCGGAAGGCUUUUAGAGCGUUGUGAAUGAUCGAACUUAACGGCUUAUCAGUGAAGCUCAUCUUGCGUCAUUUAAAAAAAAAAAAAAAAGGCCCAAGAACCAAGAAUUUUGAAUGCUGAACCAAUAUUUUAUCCUUUAAACGAUUUCAGAGGGAAGUGAUCCGUCACUCUGUGUAAGAAGCGAAAUUAAUUUUAUCAACGGCUCCUCAUUUUUACGUACAUUAAAGGGAUGAGAAAGCCUCCUGACUGCCUUAGGAAGUUUUAUGGGCGUACUCAUCGUAUUUUAGAGUGACCACACGAGCCCUUCGGGUCUUGCUUAAUUUUACAGUACGGUAAGAAAAAUGGCCAGAUACGCGAGAGGUGACGAGGCGGUUAAUGCGUACGACGUGGAUAUCCUGGGCCGCGGGCAGACAGAAAGGAUUUGAGAUGGAGACAACGAUGAACUCUUUUCACACGUCUGGUGUGAGUCAGGAGAGGUUUGGUUUUUUUAAAAAAAUAUCAACGUAGAGCACUGCAUGUGGUUUGUUUUGAUAAGGUAAAAAAAAAAAAAUCACCUGAAGGUUCGAUAGUCCGGUUUGUACGGAACCAAUCGCACUGAGCCCGUCGGGUUGUGCGGGGGACCCGGUCCGUUCCACACACGGUUUCCCGGUCCAAAGUAACGGAUGGGGUUAGGGAACCAGACAGGAGGGUCCCUGCCCUUGCUGGAAACGAGAGAGGAACACGAGACGCUUCGUAGAAAUCCGGAGCGCCCUCCCGCCGCCUCCCGUGUCGUUUACAGAGCCGGUUGUUCGAGAAACUGGUUCUGGGAAUCCGAGUUGUCUCCGUGGUCAAUUUUCGGGAAGGAGACGUCUACCACUUUGAAAAGAAUUUCUGACUCCCCCCCCCCCCACCCUCCCAUCCCCAAGGGAAACCCCAAAUCUUCCUCACGCCAAAGUUGGGGCCGCUCAGGGGGCUUAUGGAUUAACCCCACCGGACCCCACUUCUCUUCCCGAGAAGAACAGAGGUGGGUAGGAUCCGCGACUCUCCCGGCUCGAUCCAAUCCAACGCCGGUAUUUUCUGAGCCCUCACUGUGUGCGGAGCACUGGACGAAGCACUUGGGAGAGGAUGCUGUGACAGGAGUGGUAGAAACGUUCGCUGUCCGCAGCGAGUAAUCCAAGAUGUUUAUUUACUAAUGUAAUGGGCGGGUAGAUUCGGGAGUUGCAACGUAUUAUCAAAUGCCUCGUGUUUGGAAGGAGUGGAAUUUCCGGAGCAUAUUUCCGUCCCUGGGAGCUAAAAUACGAAGGUCAAGAAUACAGGGACGCCCCUCUAGGCUGUAAGCUCGUGGGCGGGGAACGUGCCUACCAACUCUGUUAUCAUCAUCGUACUCUCCCAAGCGCUCGGCGUAGUGCUCUGCACGUGGUAGGCGCUCGAUUAAUACGAUUCGGUCUUGGCAGGAAUUUUUCCGGGUGGCUCCGAUUUCUAUCUGGGCAGUGACUUCAAGCGGCUGAGAAACAGCGAGGGCCCGGUGGAAAGAGCGCAGGGCCGCAAGUCGAGACACCCGGGUUCUCGUCCCAGCUCUGCCGCUUGCCCGCCGUGUGACCUCGGGCCGGUCACCUCUCCGGACUCGUGUUUCCUCAUCUGUCAAGCGGGGAUGAAAUCCCCCUCCUUCCGCCCUCGUAGUCCACGUGGUGAGCGGAUGACAAAUUCCCUCCGCUCCUGAGCAGAGGGAAAAAACCCCCCGCAUAUCCAGGUCUCCCAGAACGUGGAGGAUCGCGUUCUUCCGUGAAGGAAAACUUGGAUUGUUGCCCUUACUGUGUCGAACGGGGUGUGUGUCCGAGCUGUUUGCUCCGACACCGUGCUGUAUUCCGACAGGCUGACGCUGUUGGCUCCACCCCGCCCAGUUUCUUAACGGCGUCCUAGUCGGAAGGCCCUGGGAAGACACACACCUGGGGAAAAAAAUGAAGUCUGUCGAUGGAACAUAUACCGACCGGGUGUAUUCCGUCCGCUCGGAAGGAUAGGUCCAUCAACCGGUGGUGUUUAUUGAGCACAUCUCGUGUGCGGAGCGCUCGGGAGAGGACGGUGUAACGUUGGGUAGACGUGUCCAGUCCGCGAGCAGGCACCUCGGCGGCAAAGCACACGAUCUCUGCUCUCAAGGAGUUUCAGUCAAUGGUAUUAAGGACUUACUGAACUAAAAAUUCACGAGAGACUUCCCUCCACCUCAUUAUAAACCUUCCCCCGGGAAAGUCCCGUCUUCAAGUGGUUUCUAGAAACAGAUGGCUCAGAAAAGCUGCUCUCUCUUCUGGUAACUCGCCCUGCCAAAAUUCCCAAUGUGUGGGUCUUGAUUUUUCUCUCUUUUUUUCCUUUGGAAGACCAGUGUGUCGACUUAGCUGUGCGUAAGCGAAUGCGUCGCUGUCCUAGAUCGGCCCGGCCCGCCGGGAGGCUCUUUCUCUUCUCCGUCGUCCCCCACCUACGCAGGCGGCAUCGGGAUUUGGCGGGCUCCGCGUAGAACCGCCCGACGUCGUUUUUGCCGUUAGCAAUGUUAGCUGAGCGUUUACUCGGUGCGAGAUGCCCCCCCCCUCCCCCCGGGGCCCGCCGAUACAAUGAUGUUGUUUUCUCUCGUCUCCGUUACCCAGGUCUCUCUCGACUGCCUCCGAGAACUCCAAAAUGUUGAAUAAAAGUGUUUUUUUUUCCCCCGAGA